AUGCAGGUACUAGAGAGCGAAAGACCCGACUCAUACGAUAUUUCCGUCUACACAGCAGCCACAAUUCCUGCUACUGGCCUAGACGCAUGCUUUAAGCUGAUCGAGUUGACAUCAUCAGCCGCAUACAAGGACUCUGGCAUGGGCUGGUCCGCCUCGGAAAAGAAGAAAGAGAUGAAGCUCCCUGAUAUGAAGUACAUGGUUUUGCGACGCCAUGCAACAUCCGAUAUUCCCAGUGGAUAUGAAAAUUAUGAGGGAGACAACCAAAGCUCAGAUACUGGGGAAUUUAUAGGCUUCAUUGAGUUCAUGGUUACAUAUGAAGAUGGGUAUGAAGUGCUAUACUGCUAUGAGAUUCACCUUAUGCCGGAAGUGCAGAGCCUGGGGUUAGGAGAGGAGUUAAUGGAGAGAUUUGAACGGAUAGGACGGGCUAUUGGUCUCGAGAAGGCGAUGCUGACUGUUUUCAAAUCAAAUAGCCGUGCGCUCAAAUUCUACAUGAGGGUGGGAUAUACAGAGGAUGAGAGCUCUCCGCGCCCGCGAAAGCUAAGAAAUGGAACUGUGAAGGAGGCAGACUAUAUGAUUAUGUCCAAAAACUUGCGCUAA
Messenger RNA from Aspergillus versicolor CBS 583.65, 597 nucleotides. Its product is annotated as N-terminal L-serine N(alpha)-acetyltransferase NAT4. Gene Ontology annotation, cellular component: nucleus. The record is from RefSeq and is a predicted model, not a curated record. Lineage: Eukaryota; Fungi; Ascomycota; Eurotiomycetes; Eurotiales; Aspergillaceae. Bases 1 to 597 code for a protein of 198 amino acids. Gene Ontology annotation, molecular function: protein N-terminal-serine acetyltransferase activity; histone H4 acetyltransferase activity; histone H2A acetyltransferase activity. The transcript has a single exon.